Messenger RNA from Gadus morhua (Atlantic cod), 2715 nucleotides. It is a transcript of the gene tmem164, whose product is annotated as transmembrane protein 164. The record is from RefSeq and is a predicted model, not a curated record. Lineage: Eukaryota; Metazoa; Chordata; Actinopteri; Gadiformes; Gadidae. Bases 578 to 1522 code for a protein of 314 amino acids. The transcript is spliced from 6 exons.
CUCCUCUUCUCGUACCAUCGCGUCGCUAACAGCGCUAGUUGCUACACCCGCCACUAGCGCGCUCCGGUGUGAAAUGUCAGCCGUUAACCAAACGAAUCCUCUGGUUUUCUUCUAGUCGUGACAAUAAUGACGAUAACCUAGCCGUUUACAGAUACAUUAGCGUCGGGGUUGCCCGCUUAGCCAGUCGUAACUCCAGAAGUGUGAAGCUGCUGGCUAACCCGUAGCUAGAUGAGAGGCUGUUAGCCGAGGUGUGGGCAGGUCGCUGUAGCCUCUCUAGAGCCGCUCUCCCCCAGCUGAAGAGCCGCCCUCCGCCCGCUGCAGAGCCGCUCUCCUCCCGCUGAAGAGCCGCCCUCCGCCCGCUGCAGAGCCGCUCUCCUCCCGCUGAAGAGCCGCUCUCCGCCCGUUGCAGAGCCGCUCUCCUUCCGGAGGAGUGGGCAGGUCGCGGUAGAGCCUCCUCCCGGAGGUGUGGGCAGGUCGCUGCACAGCCUCUCUAGAGCCUCUCUCCUCCCGGAACCGGGUUCAUGUCGGCCCGUCAGACACAGCCACACCUUGCGGGAGAGCAGACACCCUGCGUUUAAUGUUUCGCCAGGACGUCAGUGUGCCGUCUUUUAUUCCGUCUUGUUUGUAUCUUUUCCAACACGAGAAGAGGAACAUGUCCAGGUACAACGUGUACAGCCUUCUGGACUGGGUCUACGGCGGCGUGGACCCCAAGUUCGAGGGCAACGGGGGCCCCGAGUGCGCCGCGUUCCUGGCGCCCCAGCAGCGGCUGAGCGAGAGCCUGGUGGUCGUCCUCAUCUCCCUCGUUGAGAUUGCCCUGUCGCUGAGGAAGAUCCGCCGCUCGAAGGAGCUUCAGGUCCCGGGAAGAGACUGGACCCGGACGCAGAAUCAGGACAGUCUGGGGAAGAACCUGUUGCUGGUCUCCCUGUGCAUGACUUUUGGGAUUGAGGUCGGGUUCAAAUUUGCCACCAAGACUGUGAUCUACCUGUUGAACCCCUGCCACGUGAUGACCAUGGUGCAGAUCUUCCUCCUGGCCUGUCCACCAUGCAAAGCCUCCAUGAUCAUCUUCAGGCUGCAGGUCCACAUGCUGAACGGCGCUCUCCUGGCUCUGAUCUUCCCCAUCCUCAACACCAGAUUGCUGCCAUUUGAGAAGGAGAUCUACUACAUCCAGCACGUGAUGCUCUACCUGGUGCCCGUCUACCUGCUGCGGAAAGGAGGUGCCUACAAGCCGGAGCCCCUGGGGGACAUGUGGUGGGCCCUCCUCUCCACGGGGAUCCUGUUCCUCUAUCACUUCAUCUUCCUGCAGGGCCUGGGCAUGGUGACGGAGGUGAACCUGAACAGCAUGCUGUGUCCGGCCGUGUCGGACCCCUUCUACGGGCCCUGGUACCGCGUGUGGGCCACGGCGCACCAGACGCUGCUCACGCUGCUGCACGGCAAAGCGCUCACCUUCCUGUGCCAGCACGCCGCGCCCGCCUGCCACGCCCUGCUCGACUCCGCCCGCCUGCGCAGCAAGAAGAUGGACUGACCUCCUCCUCCACCUCCGUCUCCUCCUCCACCUCCGUCUCCUCCCAGUCCUCCUCCUCCUCCACUCCGUUCGACCACGUUCGCCUUUUCGUUCCAGUAUGCCUGUUUUCGUUCUGUUCUCGUUUUCUUUCUUUACUUUUGUAAAAGACUCUCUCUCUCUCUCUCUCUCUCGCUGUCUCUCUCUCGUUAUGUGAGUAUUCUCUGAGGUCCGUGAACGUCCUUCUUUCUAGUGAUGAGCCCGGCUCUGCUCUCAUGCUUAGAACAGGGACCCCCUGGUGCCCUGAGACCCUCAGGGAUCCCUGGGGGUCCAGAGACCACCUGGGGGUCCAGAUACAGCUGGGGGGCCCCUGGGGUCUUGAGUCAGGUCCCAGCGCGGGUCGGAGAGGAGAUCUCUAGAAUCUACUCCAGGGAACUUCUCAGCAAAGGUUUUGGUUCUGUUGCCUUGUUUUAGUUCUUACGUUGUUUAGAACACGCCGAGUUGAAGUUGUCCUGAAGACCUUAAUUGUUCACACGCGCCUGUGUGUGGGAAAAUGUGUGUGUGUUGUGUGCGUGUAUGAAGCAUUAUUUUCUUUGCAUAAUUCCUAACAGUAACAUGUAAAAUAUUGUAGUCAUUCAUACGUUUCUUUCAAAGCAUAAAAAAAAAAGACUGAUCCUGUUUACUAUUUAUGAUUACUCCAUCAGCGUAGUCAUGACUACGACCUGUCCUCCACGGGGGGGCUUCUUCACCCACCGUCUUGUUGUGGGCUUGAACGAACACAACAAUCUGUGUUUCUAUUGGUCAGCCAUUUCACAGCAUUCCAAUCGCCAUGACGUCAUGUCGAAGGUGCAUCACGUGUGUGUGUGUGCGUGUGUGCGUGCGUGUGUGCGUGCGUGCGUGUGUGUCCUACUCUGCCGGUAACAAUAAUAUGUCUAACCAGAGUAUUCUAGAUUGUUCUAGAGCCGCCGGGGUUUCAGCUCUCGGCCAUCGAGCGGAGACCUCGACCAACUCGCCACGUUAGACGAGAUUCAUCCAUGAUGUUAACUUUGCCUCAAUUGAUAAUUGUAAUGUUUAAAAUGUUUCCCGUACUUGGAGUUUUGAGGGAUUUUCACUCUGUAUUACUGUAGCAUACGUUUUAAAGGCAGCGGUGAGUUUUUUGUACCAUGUUUGGCUCCACUGUGCUGUAUUGACAAUAAAAGCAUUCGGUUCAUCAGUCA